Pseudomyrmex gracilis is the source of this 6527-nucleotide messenger RNA. RefSeq names its product centrosomal protein of 290 kDa-like (gene Cep290). The transcript has 23 exons. NCBI's taxonomy places the organism in Eukaryota, Metazoa, Arthropoda, Insecta, Hymenoptera, Formicidae. The coding region runs from base 181 to 6432 and encodes 2083 amino acids. The record is from RefSeq and is a predicted model, not a curated record.
ACAUUGAACUACCAAGUAGUGACGCAGUUAGUUCUAUACUAGAACUUGUUAGUGCAACAUAAAAUUAUACUGUUUUAUCGACGUUGAUUGCAAUGACGCCAAUGUUGUUUGCAAACGUCAAAAGAAGCGUCAUGCAAUAAUAUAUAUUUGUGCAAGCAAAAAUUAUAUGAUUAGCAAAAAAUGGUUCGCACCGAUUGGGAUCGGAUAUUAUCUGUAAAUGUUUCAGCUUUAACAGAUGAUGAUAUCGAGGACCUUUUUCCUGCGGUGGUCCGAUGCGAUGUGGACGAGAUUGUUGACGUACAAAACCUGAAGACACUUAUGAGAUUAUCCCAGGAAAUGUUGACUUAUAAAGAUAAUCAAGUUGAGGCUUUGCUUCUUGAAUGUGGUGAAUUAAAAGAAGCAAUAGCUUCAUUGCAUCCAGAGACUACUAAACGAAAAAGUAAAGAAUAUAGCAUAUCUGCAAUAAAACAAGAGAGUAAUGGUUUUACAAAAGAUACUGAUUUAAGAAAAUAUUCUCAUCCAGACACACAAGAAAAAAAUGAAAAAGUCAAGACUUUAAUGAUUGAACUAGAGAGUUUGGACAAAGAAAAUGAAAUUCUCAAAGAGCAGUUAUCAACUCUGAAAGAUGAAAUGGAAGAUGCAACAGAAAAAAUGGAUGAUAUGACUGAAGAACUUCAUUUAUCUCAAAUUAAAGUUGAGGAAUAUAAAGAUAUGAUAGCAAAAUUGGAACAAAAGAAUGGAGCCUUGAUUACUCAAAUUGAAGAAAUAACAGCACAGCAAAUAGAUAGAGAUAGGAUGUUGGAUGAAUUUGGUGCAGCUAUUGAUGUCAGAAUAUCUGAAUGGAAGAACAUAUUGGAUGAAAAAGAUAUGGAAAUUACACAUUUGAAAGAAAGCUUGUCACAGUCCUUAAUACAUUCAGUUACAUCAGCUAAAGAAGAAAAUAAAUCACAAAUUAGUCAAUUAAAUGACGAAAUAAUUCGUCGAGAUGCGAUCAUAGUCGAAUUACAAGCUAAACUUUCAGAGGCAGUCAUUGAAAUUAAUGAGAGCGCUGCGCUCAUGGAAAAAUUAAAGGGAGAAUCACAAGAGUCUGAAAAGGAUAAAAAACGAAAAGAACAAAAAAGCUUGUUGAAAAAACUACAAAAUUCAAAAGAAAAAAUCGCUAAUUUGGAAAACGCGUUAAUGCAAGCGCAAAAUGAUGCCAAGGCACAGGGUGAUAAAUUAUGCGAAGUGUUAUCUGUACUAAAAAAAUAUGAAAAUGGAAAUGAAGCGUUAGCUAAAGCAUUGAAUGAAAUCAAAGAAUUAAAAAUUAAAAUCAAUCAUAAAAAUGAACAUAUCGAAGAUUUAGUUAAUGUUGUUAAUAAAUUGGAAAUGUUAAAUUCAUAUCAGGAAAUGGAGAUUUUAAGUCUUAGGGAGAAGUUAGGAAUUCCAGAAGAUGAAUCAAUAUCAAUUAAAAAUAUUGUGGUAAAACAUAAAGAAGAGUCCAGAAAAAUAGAAGAGCUCGUUCGUCAAAAUAAAAGUCUUGUAGAGGAAAAUUUAGAAUUAAAAUCAGAUAUAAGGAUGUUAAGGUAUAAGUUGAGCAAAUCUGAGAAAAUAUCAGAUAUUUCAGAUAACUUAGACUAUAGUAAUCAGUUUUUACAUUCGACUAAAGUAAUGGAAUUAGAAAAUGCACAAGUAUAUUCCAAAACUGAUAUUUCUGAGGUUACAUCAGAUAUUCAAAUACUUAUAGAAGAAAAUGAAGCACUUAGAACAGGCUUGCAUGAGAUCAUGGACAGUAUACAUAAUCAAGAUGGUAAGAGCGAGGUAACAAUACAAUCUACAACGUUGGAGCGAUUAUUGGAAGCUUUAGAUGCCCGGCAUUUAGCUGGUUGGUAUCAUCCAGCUAUGAGAUUACAAGAACAUCUGAGUGUUGUACAAGGUAGCAAUGCUGAAUUAAGAUCACAACUGAAGUUGUUGAGAAAAGAAUUGCAAAAAAAAGAUAAUAUAUUAGAAGAUUUAGCAACAAAUAAAAGUAUAGACUUCGAAAAAGUGUACGAGAAACAUGGCGAAGAUGAGGCGAUCACAAUCUAUCUUGCAGAAAUGAAAGCUUUGCAAACGGCUUACAAGAACGAAGCAGAAGAAUGGGAGAAACAAAAGGAUCUUUUGGUCGAAGAGAAUAAUCAGUUAAAAUAUGAGAUAGAUGGUUGUAAGAAGCAGUUAGAAGUUUAUGAGAAAAAUUGGAAAAUUCUAGAGGACGGAGAUGAUGAAGUUAAAAAAUCAUUUGCGAUAAAAACAAGAGAAUAUGCAGACGCCGCUAACGAAAUAAUAGUUAUGAACAGAAAAAAUGCCACUCUUCAGCAAUUAUUCAAUAAGGAAACAAGUAAAUUAUAUGAAUAUCAGAAAGAAAUGAUUAGGAAAGAAAGCGAUCUCAAUCGAGCUCUUGCUGACGCAGAUAAGCACAUCAAAACGUUACUAUCAGAGAUCUCUCUAUUGCAGAGUAACUUGUCUAAUUCGGUGAGUGUAACAGUGCAUAACGAGCUGAAAGAGAAAUACGAAGAACUGAAUAUACGUCAUCAUGCUUUGUUGGAAACAACAAUAAUAUUUGCUGAUUAUACGGAAAUAUUAUCCUUGAAAGAAGAAAUAGAAAAAAUAAGACAAGAAAAACAUCAAUUUAUAGAAAGUUUGCAGAAAACAAACAAUCACGAAGAGGAUAAUUUGCAACAAAAAUUGAAAGAAAUAGAAGCCAAAGAACUGAUGGAGAGACAACGAGCUGAGCAAAUGGCCAGAUUACACGAAAUAUCACAAAAACAAUUAGCGAAGUACGAAGAUAACGUUAAACAACUUUCUACUUCUAACUCCGAAUUGCAGGAGAAAUUAAUCGAAGUGCACAAAAAAUUAUUUGAAGAAGUAGCUGUACAGCAGACUGUAAAAAUAGAUGACAACCGUAUACAAGAGCUUCAAAAUGAAAAAUCGCAACUUAUCAUAGAAAAUGAAAAUUUGAAGAAAAAGAUACAAAUUGUCGAAGAGGAAGCGCGAGUGCAGUAUUCGCUAAAUUCGCUGCAAACGUUGGAGUUAGAUAAUUUGAGACAUCAAAUAUUAGAUCUGCAAGCUGUAAGCGAAGAUAAGGCUACUAUUUCGAGACUUGAUUUUGAGCUCAGAAGUACAAAGAUGUCGGAAAUGGAACAAACCGCGCAGAAAACGCAGUUGCAGAACGAAUUAGCUUCCAUAAGGCAAGAGCUCGAUAAUUCAAAAAAGAAAUGUGAGGAAAUGCGUAAUUAUAUACAAGAUUACCGGAAGCAAUGCGAUAAUCGGUGCAAGUAUUACAUAGAUAUUAUAUAUUUUUUACAAUGCCAGUAUGUGGGAUCUACUUCUGUAAGUGCCUUAGAAAAAGUAAUUGCUCUCGCUGCAAAACUGAAAACAGAUCAUCAAAAUAUCGAUGCAGAAAUGCAAAAAGUGAAAAAAUGUCAUGAAGAUGUCAAGUACGAACAGCAACUUUUGUCUACUCGUCUUGAGAUUGUCGAACGUUUAAAAGACAUAUUGGAGCAACAAAUCGGUGCUGGCAAUAUUCAAAAUAUCAUGGAACAUUUUGCUGAAACUUCGCAAAAGACUUUAAACGAUUUCAAAUACAAAAGAAAAAUUGCUCAUUUAGAGCAUGAACUUCAAAUUGCCAAUAGCAAAUUCAAUGAGUACGAGUCAGUAAUAGGUAACAUGGAGCAAGAUAUGCUAAAUAUUCAGAGAGCUUGGUAUCCACAACAAGAAUAUUCACAAGUUCGAAUUAAUACAGCAAAUUUUGAAACAAAGUCUAUUCAAGUAGCAACAGAAACUCACGUCGUCAGUGUUCAAACAGAUCCUUACACAUGUUGUUUAAAUGAAAAAGUAAAAAGUGCAAGCAAGGAAACUAAAGUUUCUAAAGAAAUUCAAACUGAACUAGACAAACCGAUAAAACCUAUAAUCCAAGAAACUAUCGUAGAUGAGAGCAGCAGUUCGACGAUCUUUAAAGAACAAUUGGAUGAAGUACUGAAAGUCGCAUCGGAACGCUCAGAGAUGCUCGACAAAUGUGAAUCGCAAUUAGCAGAAUACAAAGCAAAAGUAGAUGCUCUAAAUAAGACGAUGGCUGAAAAAGAUUUGCAAUAUCAAGCAAAAUUGGAUAGUUUGAACAAAGCGAUUGAAGAAAGAGAUACACAGUAUCAAGUAAAAAUGAACGAUCUAAACAAAGCAAUGAUAGAGAAAAAUUCACAGUAUCAAACUGAAAUAAAAGCGAUGGAAGAGAAAGAUUUAUAUCUUGCUCAAAAACAAACUGUGCUUGAUGAUGAAUCGAUGACUCAGCCACACGUUAUAAGCACAGAUUGUACUGACAAAUUAGCUUUAAAGUCGACAAUAAAUAGUUUGCAGAAGUUACUUAAUCAGAAAGAAGAGACUAUUUUGAGAUAUCAGAAUUUAUUGAAAGAGGACAGAGACGAACAUAGUCGGGCGGCAAGUCGUUUUCAAGAUGAAAUUAAAAGUCUGCACGAUCAUAUUUUAGCUAUGCAAAAUGAAACGAAGAAAACUGAAGAAUUAUCAGUCGUGACUGUUGAAAGGAUUUUGGAAAAACCGUCAUCGUUUGACGAGACCACGUCGAGAAUAACAAGGUCUCGUCAAAACAAUGCUGCGCAAGAAGAAGAAACUGCUAGGUUACAUGAAAAGAUAUCUACUCUUGAAGCAGAAUUAAAUAUUAGCAAAGAACUGAGCGAACGUUGGCACCGGUUAGCAGAAGAAAGAUUGAAAUACAUUGAUCAUAUGAGAGAAAGACUAGAACAACAACAUAAAAAUGAGCUGGAAAGCUAUCGCGAUGAAUUAAAUAAAUGGCAGUCUGAGGCCGAUACACUUAGGCAACAAUUAUCUGAAAAUCGCAUGUUACUUACGAGAGGAAAUAUCUCUCUAAUGAAAGAACUGCAAGAGAAAGAUGACCGAAUACACGAAUUAAGUCUUGCUUGUCAACAAUUACAAAGUGAAGUCGAAUUGAUACAGUCCGUAAAUCAAUCUCAUCAAAUAACAGUUCACAGUCGGGAUGAUGUAAAAAUAAAAGAAAUACCGCACAACAGCCAUCGUGAUCAAACGCAACAACAAAAUCAAAUAGAUCUUUUACGUCGACAGCUUCAUUCUUUAAUGGAGAAAGAAAAAAUGUACAAGAAUGAGAUAACAGACUUGAAGCAACAACUUAGCCGCAGAUAUAUGUCUAUAAAAACACAGGAGAAAAAAACAUCGCAACGUGAAGCACAGCUCGAACGUAAAGUAGCAUCUUUGGAAGAAGAAUUAAAGAAAGCGAAGACCCAGUUGGAUAGAGAAACUUUAGCGCAAGAAGCUAAAAAAGCUAAGACUGCGGAGGAACUUUUAUUGUGGGAGAAACAGAAAAAGUGGCAACAAACAGCUGAAAAAUUGAAAGAAAAACUUAAAGAGAAGACUGACGAAUACGAAAAGUUGCUAACAAAUCACGAGAAACUACGAUCUGUUGUGUCGUGUAUGGAACGAGAAAAAUGGUAUUUGAGAAGCAAACUUAAACCGGAGAGCGACAUUGCUUCUGGCAGUUCGUCAGCAAGACCUGUUUCAAACGUUCAGCACAACACUCAGGAUGAAUUGGAAAAAGAAUGUCGAAUAUUGAGAGAACGCGUUAAAGAAUUGACGAAUCGUUUAGAGAAAGAAAGCAAUGAACAUUUGAUGUUAGAAAUAGCAGAAUUGAAACGGCACAAUGCGGCUUUGGAAGCAGUUUCUCAGGGUAAUACGUGCGUAGUUAGUCAACUUGAGAAGUUAGAAAUGACCAAAGACAUUCUCGAAAAGAUGAAUCUCAAGUUAGAAAGUGAAAACUUUGAUUUGCGACUCCAAUUAGAAAAAGCAAACUCGGAUACUCCGAGAUUACGGGAAAAAAUUGAACAUUUAGAAAAAUACAUAAAGCUAUUAAAAGCAGAGAAAUCUUCUGACUCUACUCCUAGAUCGUCAGAUAAAGACACACCAGAGUUAAACAUGCAAAAAUCUACCUUUGAAAUGGAAAAAACAAUAUUCACAUUGAAACGAAUUAUUGAGAAACUUCAAGUGGAGAAUAAAAGAUUAAAAUUUAAUUCAAAAAGAAAUAACUGUCUAGUCAAUCAAGGCAAGACAAAUAUUAUAGAAGAAAACACUUUGCUUCAAAGACAAUACGAGGAGUCUCAGAAACGUAUAAUAAGCUUGGAAUCGGAUUUACGACUAGCUGAGCAAAGAAUAGCUAUGUUGAAAAAAGCAGAAAAGGAUGAUGAUAACGGAGAUUAUCGUGUUUUGAAAGAGCAAUUGCUUCACAAAUCCGAACUCUUGGAUAAAGUAAAACAGUUGUUAACGCGAGCAGCUAUCAAUGAAAAAUCGCUGCGACAACGUGUACAACAACUAGAAUUGAAGCAAACUCUGUCAACAAUUCCAGAAUGUCUCGUGACUCCGCCCAUGUCAGAAUAAUAAAUUUUGAGGAUGACAAACAGUUUAUUUCCAAAUAAAUUAAAAAUUUAGUAAAUAAAGUUGUUUACGUGUAUUUAUACAUAGUCGUAAUAUAA